UGGCGCUAAUGAUGCUCGUCAGCCAUGAGUCAUCUUGUGCCAACGUGCUGAAGCUCCUGGACUGGUUCAGUGGCCCAGAAGAUUACAUUAUGAUCCUGGAAAGGCCGGAUCCAUGCCAGGAUCUGUACGAAUUCUGCGAUAGCAAAGGGGGCUACCUCUCAGAAGAUGUUGCAAGGCACGUGCUGGUCCAGGUGCUCCAGGCUUUGCGUCACUGCCAGGAUUCAGGCGUCUUCCAUCGCGACCUCAAAGCAGAGAAUCUGUUAAUCAGGACUGACACUUUGGAGGUGAAACUAAUUGAUUUUGGCUGUGGAGACAAAUGGAAAGACACCCCCUAUGUGGAAUAUUCAGGAACAGAGGACUUUGCUCCCCCAGAGCUGUUCCUGAGUGGGGAGUACCUAGCUGGCCCCACCACGGUCUGGUCUGUAGGCCUCACACUUUAUGAGCUAGUGUGCGGCUACUUGCCCUUCCGCAACAAGAGGGCAAUCAUCUCAGGCUGCUUGAUAUUCCCCUCAUGGGUCUCUCCUGGUGAGCAGCUUACUUUUUGUCCCACGACUAGAGUCUCCUGA
This is a messenger RNA of Brienomyrus brachyistius, 566 nucleotides long. Its product is annotated as serine/threonine-protein kinase pim-1-like. The record is from RefSeq and is a predicted model, not a curated record. Gene Ontology annotation, biological process: regulation of mitotic cell cycle; negative regulation of apoptotic process; protein autophosphorylation. Gene Ontology annotation, molecular function: protein serine/threonine kinase activity; ATP binding. Gene Ontology annotation, cellular component: cytoplasm. NCBI's taxonomy places the organism in Eukaryota, Metazoa, Chordata, Actinopteri, Osteoglossiformes, Mormyridae. The transcript has 2 exons. Bases 9 to 566 code for a protein of 185 amino acids.